Messenger RNA from Zalophus californianus (California sea lion), 4749 nucleotides. It is a transcript of the gene CX3CL1, whose product is annotated as C-X3-C motif chemokine ligand 1. Gene Ontology annotation, cellular component: extracellular region. The coding region runs from base 131 to 1429 and encodes 432 amino acids. Gene Ontology annotation, molecular function: chemokine activity; CCR chemokine receptor binding. Lineage: Eukaryota; Metazoa; Chordata; Mammalia; Carnivora; Otariidae. The transcript has 3 exons. Gene Ontology annotation, biological process: chemokine-mediated signaling pathway; positive regulation of GTPase activity; G protein-coupled receptor signaling pathway. The record is from RefSeq and is a predicted model, not a curated record.
GGCGGAGGCUGAGGCAGCAAGCCCCAUUAUAAAAAGCGACAGAGCUCGGGCAGCGAGGGAACAGCACUUGGCUCAGACACCGGCCCGGCCCCGCCUGGACCCCCGCCUGGACCCCCGGCCGUCUGUAGCCAUGGCUCCUCCACCCCUCUGGGGGCUGCUCCGCUUGGCCGCCCUCUGCCAUCUGACCGCGCUGCUGGCCGGACAGCACCUCGGUGUGAAGAAAUGCAACAUCACCUGCAACAGGAUGACCUCGGAGAUUCCUGUGGCCUUACUAGACCACUACCAUCGAAAUCAAGAAUCCUGCGGCAAGCCUGCCAUCAUCUUGAGGACGAUAAAGAACAGAACCUUCUGUGCUGAUCCAAAGGAGAUAUGGGUUCAGAAAGCCAUAGCACAUCUAGAACGCCAGACAGCUCUUCCAAUUCAAAAUGGCGGCACGUUCGAGAAGCAAAUUGGUGUGGGUGAGCCCAGGACCACCCCGGCCACCAGGGGAAUGGACAGGCCUGCGGUCACAGAGCCCAAAUCCACCCAGGAAAACAGUGGCCAGGAGGCACAGAGGGCCUCGGGGACUUCCUCAGAGCUGCCAACAGGAGUGGCUGAUUCCUGGGGGACCAGGUUCCCCUCCACUCCAAAGGCUCCGGAUGGAGGACCUCCAGCUGGGUCCCAGAAAACUGAGUUUUUCAACGCUGCUACCCUCACCACCGCAAUGUCCUGGCAGAGCUCUCCUGCCUACAAACCCGGGUCAGGCCUCUGGACAGAGGGAAAGGCCUCUGAGGCCCUCCCCACCCAGGCCCCCUCCACCCAGGCCUCCCCCACCCAGGCCCCCUCCACCCAGGCCCCCUCCACCCAGACCCCCUCCACCCAGGCCCCCCCCACCCAGGCCCCCUCCACCCAGACCCUCGCUACCCGGGCCCCCCCUACCCACACCCCCACUAUUUCACACAGAGCCUCAGAGGACAGUGUUGGCCCUGAAGGCCAACCUGUGUGGAUCACAGGAGACAAUCCCAAGCCAGAGAACUCUCUAGGGCCUGAGGAGAUGGGUCCCAUCUCAGCUCACACGGAUACUUUCGGGGGGCCUGACGGCACGCCCCAUCUCUCCAUGGUCCCUGUCUCCUCUCAAAGCGUCCCCAGCAGGGAGCCAGUGGCCUCAGGCAGCUGGACGUCCAAGGCGGAGGAGCCCAUCCAUGCCACCGUGGACCCCCAGAGGCUGGGUGUCGUCAUCACCCCUGUCCCCGACUCACAGGCCGCUACCCGGCGGCAGGCGGUAGGGCUGUUGGCCUUCCUUGGCCUCCUCUUCUGCCUGGGGGUGGCCAUGUUUGCCUAUCAGAGCCUCCAGGGCUGCCCCCGCAAGCUAGCUGGGGACAUGGUGGAGGGGCUUCGCUACGUCCCCCGGAGCUGUGGCAGCAACUCCUAUGUCCUGGUGCCGGUGUGAGCGGGCCUCCUGCCUGCCUCCGGUUGUUCGACUCCGACAGCUGCCUGGGGUCCCCCGUCCUCACACCCACCCUCACCCAAGGGCCUGACCUGAGCUGGGGUGAUCAGAGCGAGGAGGCAGGAUCUUCCACACGCAACGGCUCCCGGCUCCCGGCUCCCGAGCACACGCCAGGAGGCCACACUUGACCACUGUUGACCCCUUGGGGACAGAAGUGGUGACCUCUGCAACUCACCCCAAUGUCCCCAAGUCAGGAAACUUCUGCUGCUGGCUGGUGAGAGGUUCCCUUUGACAGUCCCAGACCCGAUGAACAAUUAUUUAUUAGAAAAUGCCCAGCCCCUCUGAGUCACCUCCCCCUCUCAGAUGAGCCUCAGGCCAGGCCCCCUCUGUCCGCUCCCUCAGAUCUCAUUGUGUCUCUCGGUCCCGCUGCAGUUGCCAGUCACCCCGGCCACCUGCGGUGCUAUCUCCCCCAUCCCCUGUACAGAGCCCACACCCAGCCGGGGACCUGUCUUUUCUUGCAUGAGCCUAGUGUGGUGUUCCCUGGGACUGCUCCCGGGAAGGCUCUGCCCUCCGUUAGGCAUUGUGGGAAGGGGACAUGAAGUGACCCGGUGGCUUGGAUUAUUUUUCUCCUCCUCAGUGGAUGCCGUGCGUUGGCGGAACCUCGGCUGUGGGUGUGAAGGCUGGGGUUCUCGUCCCAGGUCCGCCACCAACCCAGCAGGACAUUCGUACCUCUGGUUUUCCGUCUAUGGAAGGAAAGAGAUGUGGCAAAUGUGUGACAAUAACCUGUACCCUGAUGGGCAUCACUCAUUGAUCCAGAGACCCCUUUUCCCAGACCAGGGGUGUAGCCUCACAACAGAAUACCUUAGCCGGGCUUCACCCAGCAGGGAGCCUGGCACAUUGGUGGGCCCUGUGCCUUUGGAGGGGGGUGGGGUGUGUGUGUGCAAGGAAGGGAUCUGAAAGCUCAGGUCCUGCUCCGUGGGAGGGAGUCAGCUCUGUGGGCCCCCUGAGUGGGGACUGGGGGGGUGCUUGAGGGGCACGCCGCUGCCUGGCUUGGGGAGCAGCCCUCCCAGUGUUCACCAGGCUCGCAGGGAUGUGGAGACAGCCUGUGGGACGGGCUGAGGAGGAGGGAAGGCCUGCAGGCUCCGGGGAAGGCUGAGGUGCUCAGGGAAAGGAACCUGGGGGGGCGGGGAGGCUGCUGGAAGCAGCUCCAUGCCCGACUCAGGGACUUGGGCCCCGCACGUUUGCUGUUUCUUUCCUGCAGCCUGGCUUCCCGCCACCGCCCCCCCCACCCCGUCUCUCGCUCCCUAAAAACACUGCUGUCCCCAUUCCAGGAUCUUCUCUCACCUCACUGCCCACCACAGGCGGGGCUAGGGAUUUCCAGGACAUUUUCCAUGAAACCAGAAUCCACCGUUGAAACCUGAGGUUUCGUGUUUACCUCUGAAAGAUACUCCAUCCUGCGGGGAGGGAAGUUGUGGGCACAAAGUCAGGGGUUCCCUUUUUGGCUGCUGGCCUCACCCCUCAGGGUCCCUGUUGGCAGCUCCCCACCUUCCUCAAAGGUCUCCGUAGGUGACCCUUGCCCUCCUCCACCUGGGGAGCCUCCCACGGACCAGGGUGGGUGACACUCCACUUGGCAGAUAGAUGCUCAGAGGAAGCAGACACAGCUCUGGUCCACAGAGAGGGGGCAGCCACCUGAGUCCACCUGAGUCCACCCAGCCCUCCUGCACCCCCUGCUAGGCAUGACCUGGGAUGUUGAGGCCUGGCUCUAGUGGGGGGCACUCUGACGGCUCAGAGGGUGGGCAGCUGGUCUGAAUGCACUUUUGGGGGCUCCUCGAGGCUGGUGGGAGAGCCUUCAAUGGGUGGGGCCCCCAGAAUGGGGCUCCCCUACUUUUGUGAGCAAUUAGCUGGGAGCAGCUAGUCCCCCUUCCACGGAUUUGAUUAGUUCCCCCAAGCAGGACAUGGACAAGGACAAUAUGGGGGGAACCUUGGAAGGAGUUGGUUGAUCCUUUUGCUUUUCCAACCCUAUCACCAAUGUCUGUGCCAUUUUGUAUUUUACUAAUAAAAUGGAAAAGUCUUGUGAAUCGAAUAACGUAGCUUUUUCUAGGGCAGGCUCAGCAACUGGAGCCUCAGGCGCAAUGAACAAGGGAAGGGCCAGGAAUCUCUGGGUCCAGCCUGCCUGGGGCAGAGUGACAGGAACUUUUACAGUCAGCAGGAGAAGCAGCACUGGGGAUAAGGGUGAGGAGGAUUGAGCCCCUGGCCUGGCUCUGUCCUGCCCAGCUGUGUGACACUGGGCAGGGCCUUUACCUCUCUGAGCCUGUAUAAAAUCAGAUGUGAGAUUUCUCCUAGUGGUUCCCAUCCCUGGCCGGAAUCAGAAUCCCUUAUGGAGCCACCCCACCCUUCCCUAUGACUACUAAACCACCAUCUCAGGGGCCAUGGUAUCACCAUUAGUGAUCUGAUGACCCCUGGGAGCAAAUUGGCCACCUUUUCCUCUUUGCUGCCUUGACUCACUGCUGGUCCAGAUAAAGAUCAAAAGCGAUUAUUUCUCAAGGGACUUGGGUGUUCAGAGAUAUGACCCAAACACAAACCUCCUGGUGGUCCCUAAGCCCUCCAGUGUCCCAGGGUGGCAUCCCAAGAGCGGCCAUGUACAGUUGUGCAGGUUGGGAACUGCGCCAGGUGUCACAGACCAAGUCCAGCCUCUUAUUACACAGCAUUUCAUGGAUCCGAAGGUGCGCAUUUUUUCCACAUUGUGAUAUCUUUGCGAUUGGGGUUUGUCUUACAAUCAAUGGCUUGUCAUAGUUUAAUCGACAGGUCUUGUUUUCUUGACUAGUUGUUUAUUAAAUAUCAGAAUGUCUCACAACCAAUGGCAUUUUAGGUUUGAUGUAUACACGGGGUUUUUAAAAAUCAGAGACAGCAUUUAAAAAUCAGGAAAUUACACACAUGAACCCACUCUUCCGUGACUGGGAAGGUCUGGUCCCACCAGGUAUGUGACCUGCAGUUGGACAGGGGCUGGGUGGGCCCCAAAGCAGCGGCUGCCUCUGGAGAUGGGGCGAGGCCAGGGUGAGACACCCUGCCCCCCACAUCCUCUAGCAUCCCCUCCACCCCUUCGUGCUCCUGGAGCCUGUGGCCACAUCAGGCCAUGCCAUUUAUGAUUGCCCUUCUCUCGUUUGUCUCAGAGCAAGGAUAUUUUUGUCCCAGCCCGAGUCUCCACCAAAAGCAGGACAAGGAAAAACAGAUCACAAUGGGCACAUGACUUCGCUUCUACCCUGCUGGCUUCCUCCUUCAUUUUACUACCUGCCAAACCCUGUAGACGCUUUCAGAAACGGUGG